GAGGAGGCAUCUGCCAGUCAAGCUGCCAGCAAGAAGGAGACUCGCAUGGAGUCAUCAGGCAAGAACAAGUCGUAUGAUGUGCGCAUCGAGAACUUUGACGUGUCCUUCGGUGAGCGUGUCCUGCUGGCAGGAGCAGACCUGAACCUGGCGUUUGGACGGCGCUACGGGCUGGUGGGCAGGAACGGGCUGGGGAAGACCACGCUGCUGAAGAUGAUCGCCAGCCGGAGCCUGCGCAUCCCCUUGCACAUCAGCAUCCUCCACGUGGAGCAGGAGGUGGCAGGGGAUGAGACGCCGGCGCUGCAGAGUGUGCUGGAGUGUGACACCACUCGUGAGAGCCUGCUGCGGGAGGAGAGGGAUCUGACGGCUAAGAUUAACGCUGGCAGGGGAGAUGUUGCCGCUGGGGGAGAAGGGACGGAAGGUGCCAGGCUAUCGGAGAUCUACGCAAAGCUGGAGGAGAUUGAGGCAGACAAGGCCCCGGCGAGGGCAUCUGUCAUUCUCGCUGGGCUGGGCUUUAAUGCAAAGAUGCAACAACAGACAACCAAAGAGUUUUCCGGAGGCUGGAGAAUGAGACUGGCCUUAGCCAGAGCCCUGUUCGCCAGGCCAGAUCUCCUGCUGCUGGACGAGCCAACGAACCUGCUGGACGUGAGGGCCAUUUUAUGGCUUGAGACCUACCUGCAGACCUGGCAGUCGACCAUCCUCGUGGUGUCCCACGACAGGAACUUCCUGAACGCAGUGGCUACGGACAUCAUCCAUCUGCACUCGCAGCGGCUGGACACGUACCGUGGGGACUUUGAGAACUUCAUGAAGAUCAAGGAGGAACGGCUGAAGAACCAGCAGCGAGAGUACGAAGCCCAGCAGCAGUACCGUGAGCACAUCCAGGUUUUCAUCGACCGCUUUCGCUACAAUGCCAACCGGGCAUCCCAAGUGCAGAGCAAGCUCAAGCUGUUGGAGAAGCUGCCAGAGCUGAAACCUGUGGACAAGGAGUCUGAGGUGAUCAUGAAGUUCCCUGAUGGCUUUGAGAAGUUCUCCCCCCCAAUCCUGCAGCUAGACGAAGUAGACUUCUAUUAUGACCCAAGUCACUACAUCUUCCGUUCCCUCUCCGUCUCUGCCGACCUGGAGUCCCGCAUCUGCGUGGUUGGGGAGAAUGGAGCUGGCAAGUCGACCAUGCUAAAGAUCUUAAUGGGGGAGCUGGCACCAGUCAGAGGGAUCAGACAUGCUCACAGGAACCUAAAGAUCGGUUAUUUCAGCCAGCACCAUGUGGAUCAACUGGACUUGAACAUCAGUGCUGUGGAGUUGCUGGCAAGAAAGUUCCCAGGGAAGACGGAGGAGGAGUACCGGCAUCAGCUGGGGAGCUACGGCGUGUCCGGGGAGCUGGCUGUGCGUCCCGUGGCCAGCUUGUCUGGAGGUCAGAAGAGUCGCGUGGCCUUUGCCCAGAUGACUAUGUCCUGUCCAAACUUCUACAUCCUGGAUGAGCCGACAAAUCACCUGGACAUGGAGACCAUUGAGGCACUGGCAAAGGCACUGAAUAAGUUCCGGGGUGGUAUCAUUCUGGUGUCCCACGACGAGCGCUUCAUCCGCCUGGUGUGCCAGGAGCUGUGGGUGUGUGAAAACGCCACCGUGACCCGCAUCGAGGGUGGCUUUGAGCAGUACAGAGACAUCCUGAAGGAGCAGUUCCGGAAGGAGGGUUUCCUAUAA
This is a messenger RNA of Antrostomus carolinensis (chuck-will's-widow), 1695 nucleotides long. RefSeq names its product ATP binding cassette subfamily F member 3 (gene ABCF3). The coding region runs from base 46 to 1695 and encodes 549 amino acids. Gene Ontology annotation, molecular function: ATP binding; ATP hydrolysis activity. NCBI's taxonomy places the organism in Eukaryota, Metazoa, Chordata, Aves, Caprimulgiformes, Caprimulgidae. The transcript has 16 exons. The record is from RefSeq and is a predicted model, not a curated record.